Messenger RNA from Lethenteron reissneri (Far Eastern brook lamprey), 2455 nucleotides. It is a transcript of the gene WDR93, whose product is annotated as WD repeat domain 93. Gene Ontology annotation, cellular component: respiratory chain complex I. The record is from RefSeq and is a predicted model, not a curated record. Gene Ontology annotation, biological process: electron transport chain. Gene Ontology annotation, molecular function: protein binding. Lineage: Eukaryota; Metazoa; Chordata; Hyperoartia; Petromyzontiformes; Petromyzontidae.
ACCCCAUAUACGGGCAUGGGCCGGCGUGCCGCGUGUGUUCGUUACCACGGCAACCGCGUCCACCGCACAGCUGACCGCAGUUCGGUGUGCAGCGAGCGAGCGCGCACAGCCCCGAACGGGACUUGCUGUGGCCCGCUGCCUCCCCCCGUUGCUAUGCCCGUCUACAUUCGCAAAGGGCAGCUCGAGGUGCCGCUGCCCUCUCUGGAUGGCCACGAGGAGGAGGAGGAGGCGCGCUUCGAGCUCGACCCCGAGCGAGCGUUCGCGCGGCCACCGCAGCCAUGGCGGCUGGUCGGGCAGGUGUUGGAGCUGGUUCUGGAGCGCACCUGGGCCUCUGUAGAGGGUCGUGAGCAGAGCCGCCAAGAGGAGCGGACGAGAUACAAGCCGCCCGUCUAUGACCGGCCUCGCAGAGUGGAGAUGCGUGAGGAGGCUCACUGCUUGGCGAGCAGCGCGGAUGGCCGUUACAUCUUUGUGGGUCUGGAUGGAGGUCUCACGGCUCUUGCUGCUGUGGAUGAAAAUGCUGUGCUCUCCGCCUGGGAACAGAGAGGGACAAUGAUCACGCAGAUUAACACAGCACCAGCCGGAGAGGAAAUGAGUGCCAUCGCCACGAUAGACGACAUGGGACUUGGUCGUCUGUUUGUAUUUUAUUCAGAGACUUUUCACCUUGUGAAGACCAUUAACGAAGUUGAGGAUAUUUCGAAAAGAACUGUAUGCUCUUCCUUCAUAUUGUCAUCCGGUGGUGAUUAUGGUGGUAUAAUGUUGCAAGGAAAUGGAGAAUCAUGGUUUGAGAUUCAAAAGAUGCCAAAGGAAGCGUGGCUAAAAGAUCUGGAGCAAGCUCAAAGCCAACAGCAGCAAGAGGUUGAGCAGUUCAGCAAUAUUGAUGUUAAACUUUCUUCUCCAAUACUAACUCUGCGGCUUAAAUCACCAAAACGACCCUCAGGCCGCGAGAGACGUCCCGGCCAGGAAUCCUCGCAGCUCCCAGAGGAAUGGAGCACCCUUGGGACAGGACAGAACCACCUGCUGAGCAGCGCACAGCUGGAGAUGCAGCGCCUGCUCUUUCAGCAGAGACACCGAGAUGCAGCGGAGCCAGAGCUCAGUCGAGCUACAGUGCACUUUGUGCUGCCAUCUCUCGUGCUUCCGGCAGGCCUGGAGUACAAGACGGCGGCAGGCUUGCCCAAUGGUGUUUGCAUGUGGUGGAGUGGUAGCCAUUUGCUUUUGCACUACACCAUUCAAAAAACAGGAAAGGAGACUGAACCCAAGGCCGAUGCAGUGUGGCCAAAUGCAGAGCUCAUCUGCUGCUCGACCAUUAGUGAAUGCACAAUGCUGCUUGCUCUGGGGUUGAGAGAUGGCACCAUCACAAUCUGGGACAGAUAUCUUGGUUUACCUUUGACUGUGAUGAGCCUCCCUGAGCCUGUUCGGAUAGCUGAGUUACAUUUUGUCGCUCCAAAAGACCAACAUGAUCCACCCACACAAGACUAUGCAGCGAGUCCAAUUGCCUCUCUAAUGGCCUUCUGUAAGGACGGCUCAGUGCAUAUGGUGGAAGUAAAUUCUGAAGGCACUUGCGACAUCGCCACGAUCUGUCAAAGGUGUGAAAUACAGGAAGAUGUAAUCACUGCUGUACUUCCUCUACCAAUGUUCCCACAGCUGAUGAUUUAUUUUACUCGAGGUGGCAGAAUCACCCUUCACGACAGACUGGAAGGAAAGGCCCUCGCCCUUGUCGCCUUGCCUAUGCCACAUGUGGUGGCAUCACCUUGGGAUCCAAUAUACACUUUUGGAACCAAUGACCAAUCGAUAUUCAUUAAAGGUGUGACCCAGAGCGAAGAAGUAACUUUGCCCAGCAGUGAAUCCAGUGGCUUUCUCUUCGUCUUUCCACUUCGCUCCAUUGCGGAUCUGGACAGCUACCGCCAAUCAAGCUGGAGUUGUGGCUCUUGCAUUCAGCACAUCCUGUGGGACAAGAGAUGCGAGAAACUGCUCUUGGAAAGCAUACAAUCGUUUGCAGAGAACGAUGGAGAAAUGGAAGAACGUUGGAGCACCUUACACGCUCUAGUUAAAGAGACACCGUCGUGAAGACCCGACAGGGCAAUGUCACUACAUUUUACUUUGGCAAUCGCAGAAUAUUAUCAAAUUAUUAAUCAUUUAUGAGCAUUAUGUACCCUCACUGUACAUAUGAAGGUACCGUAGAUGCAAACACUUGGUUGACUGAUUGCUAUGAGGUAUAAAUGUUUUCUUAUUUCAGUAAAGAUUUAAGUUGUACAAAUUCAAUAUCUAUUUUUAUAGCAUUUACUCGCUGUAUUAAUCUGCAGAAAAUGUACGAAUUAAUGAUGCAUGAAGGAAAAAAACACAUAGCAAUGCAUUGUGCAGUUGCACAUUAUGUAUCUAGAGAUUUCAUCAGGAAUGUUGCCAUUAUUAACAAUCUGCUGCAACGGCAUAAUUGUAUUCAAUAAAUGUUAUUACUGUG